Molecule: messenger RNA, 2079 nt
Organism: Wickerhamiella sorbophila
Lineage: Eukaryota; Fungi; Ascomycota; Dipodascomycetes; Dipodascales; Trichomonascaceae
Exons: 1
Coding region: 1-2079 (692 amino acids)
Source: RefSeq, a predicted model, not a curated record
AUGUCAAGUUCACCAAGGCGCUCGCCGCGUUUGAAAUCUCAGACAUCAGCUCUUUCGCCAGUUGAAUUGAACGAGAUGCCUAUCAUUUUGCCCCCCGAAACUCCGACGCGUAAAUCGCCCAGAAAGACUCGGAACCGAAGUCCAUCUCCAAGCAGCCCCGUGCGCCGUUCGCCACGUUUACGCGCCAAAGAGUCGCUUGCACCUUCUGCACAUCUCGAGAUGGAUUUGCAGCUUUCCCCUCCAGUCGCUUUGCCUGAAUCCUUGAUGUCGAGCCCCGAGCGUGUUAAUGAAGAUGAGGACCAAAUUGGCGAUACGACUAUGGGCAUGUCCCCACAAGCCAACCCCCCCAAUGUUCGAAAUCAAACUCCGAAACCCUAUUUUGAAACGGACACCGUGAUGAUUUUUGGUGACGACGCAAUGAGCUUCGCUAACCCGGAUCCAGAUGAGCAAGCACCCGCGGUCCACCUACCAGUGAGUCCCCAUAAACGUCAUUUUGAAGAAGUGGGAACUCCAGAACUCACUAUUACAUCUCCACUACCAGUUAAUGGGAGGCCAAUGGCCACGCCUGUACGACAUGUGCGACCAAGAUCAUCUUUUACUACGCUAGUUCCACCUGAGACGCGUGGAAGACCUAUAGAGUCUCCUUCAAGACAGUCCGCAGAACCGCAAACUUUAUCACCUACUCGUCCUUCUUCUUCAUCCCGUGGCCCUUCAUUUGCCCGCCCGACCAGAGCUUCUUUGGCACACAACAAUGGUCAACCCUCUCCGCAUACCCAAGAUUCGCCAUCGAAAAUGAUACGAUUAUCGCAAAUCCCUGAAUUAGGACCAAAAUCAUCUGUGGUUGGAACCCCAAGGUCGCCAAGUCCUAGAUCACCCACAGCAGCACGCUCUCCUCGUUUGAGCAUGCAAACGCCCCGCAGACUAGGCCGUGAGGUUCCGAGCUCUCCUAUGCGUCGUACUCUUUCGCCAGUUCGAUCUUCCAGCAGCCGAAAAGCUCCACCAUCGUCAGCUAUUGGUAUUGAAGCAUUGUUGACCCGUAUCGGAGCAGAGCUGGACCCAACAGAACUCAAGCAAUUGGACGUAAGGGUUGAGCUGUCUGGGACCCGCUAUGCUCAAUCAAUUGUUUCAUUGCAGAAACGGGCACAACAACUUGAGGCGCAGCUAGAGAAGAUGGCCACUGAUUCUACUGUCGCGCCCGGGGUAGAACCCUUGCUCAAAACAUACAAGGACAAGCUUGAUAAGGCUACUUCGAUUGAGCUUGUUCAGGAUGAGAUUCAGUCUGCUAAGGAGCUACUCCAUAAAGAAACUGUGAAACUCUCAGAGACAAAGCACCAAUUCAUGCAACAUCAGACUCUGUCUGCACGAGAGCGAAACUUGAAGGCGCGCAUUGCUGAAUAUGAGAAAUUGCUUCAGCAGCGUCCAGUAACUGCGUCGAAACUGUCAAGUGUAAUGAAAGAAAUUGAACAAAAAGAGAGAGAGCUGUCAAAGUUGCGUGUUGAAGUCGACGCUCAGGCGAAAACCCUGCAUGAAGAGAAUGCGCGAUGUGAUAGCUUGAUGGAAGAUGUUAUGAAUCAACAAAAUGCCAGUAACGAUAAGGAAAGUACCGCAAGAGCGAGAUUGGAGCAAGCAAGAAACCAAGUGAAACUAGUGGUGGAUCAGUUUAAAAUGAGGGGUAUCACUUGGAGUCCGAACGGGUUUGUUCUCCAUCAUCGCUUUCUUGAAAUUUUGUACGAUCGAAAAUCAAAAACCCAGAAAUUCACUUUGCUAGUCGAAAACCCGGUAUUCGAUCAUUAUUUUGCACUACUUGACAAGACAAAGUCCAUCCGAACUAAUCUGGAACUUUGGGGUACCGCACUGAAUACCUAUCACUUGCUUAAUGAUGUUCGUGCUUUAGGAUUCAACCAGUGGAUUAAACGUGGCGAUCAGCUUGUUCUACGCCAACGAGUACCCCAGGGAACGGUCGAGAUUACUCUCGAUCGCGGCUUGCCCCGUGUGUCGGCAAAAAUUCACGAUAAAGAGCUUGAAAAGAAAAUAACGGAUUUUGAAUCUUUAUCUGAACUCCUAGCAAGUCAAAGAUAG